CCAGAAUUGGAUCAAAUAAUACAACGGAAAGAGCCAGCAUAUGUGAACUCAUCCAAGGUGAAUACCUUAUUAGAGGUCGCUGUAUAAGAGCUGUGGGUCUGUGUGAAAAACAGCACGUGAGUAUAAACGGGCUGAUGUGUAUCAAUGGAUUAAAGCUUCUCUGCUUUACCUCGAUUUGCAUUUGAAACACAACAGUGCUGAAGAACAAAGAAAUGUCUCUUGUCAGGCAGAAUCUUCACCAGCAUAAUGAAGCAAACAUCAACAAACUAAUAAAUUUAAAACUAUCUGCCUCUUACGCUUAUCUGUCUCUGGGUAUGUAUUUUGACAGGGAUGAUGUGGCUCUACCCAAUUUCUCCAAGUUUUUCCUGGAGCGCUCCGAGAAGGAGAGGGAGCAGGCUGAGCACCUGCUGCAGUACCAAAACAGACGAGGAGGACGAAUCCUUCUUCACAACAUCGCGAAACCCACUCGUGAUGACUGGAGAGGAGGUAUGGAUGCCAUCACUUUCUCUCUAGACUAUCAGAAAUCUCUCAACAGAUCCUUACUGGAGAUUCAUCAAACAGCUGCUGAAAACUCUGAUCCUCAUCUAUGUGACUUUCUAGAGAGCCACUUUUUGACAGACAGCCAUGAAACCAUUAAGAUAAUGGGUGACCACGCAGGCAGUCUGAGUCGUCUUGUCUCCUCUGAUCCACAUGGCAAGAUGGGAGACUAUCUGUUUGAUAGGCACACGCUGUGAUGUGCUCCACAGUGAAACUGUUUGAUUACUUUAGUAACCUUUCAGUAUUAUAUUGAACAUUCAAGAGUUGACAAAGUCACAAAUAUUUUUGACACCACACUUUAAUGUACUUUCAAAAAGUACUCGUUUCUUUGUAUGUUCAAUUUUGUCUAGAGGUAAUACAGCUUAUUAAAAUCUUCUAGCGUUCCUUACAGUUGUUUGUCUUCAUAAUAACUAGACACUGAUCAGAACCUAUGCUAAUGUUCCUAACUAACAGUAAACCCCUGUACACUUUUAGUCUAUAAAUCACUUCAAAACUAUAUGAUGACCUUACAUUUAACUAAACUUUUUUUUAUUUUAUUUUAAAUAUUUUGAUGAAUUAUACUCAAACUUAUCAGAUAUUAAAUUUGCUUAUGGUUUUGACUAGUAUAAGUAGUCUCAUUUACUGUAGUUAAAGCAUGAAUGUAAUUCUGAAGAAACUUGAAAAUAAUCUAUCAAGGUUACAGUAUAUGAAAGGGAUAUUCUGCCUAUUUAAAGUAAAUUGAAUGAUAAAAAUGAAAAUUAAAAAAAAAAUAUAUUAACCAUUUCACUAUAGAAAACUGUACACAAAAUAUGUGCCAGUUUAAUUUUUUUUUACAUUUUUAUUUUUUAAGACAAUGCAUAAACUGUAAUUUUAUUUUCACUUCAAUCUGGAGGCAAUCCACUGUUUACUGAUUAACAAAGGAUUUGCAAACAAAUUGACUUUGAAAAUAAAAAUGAAAACUAUGAAAUAAAAGAGAACAUGAAAUGAAAACUGAACUUUACAUUUUAAUUUAAUUUGUGGCACUAUUAUUGUGUGAGCACUAAUAAAAAUGCAUUAACAAAUAGUCAUCAUUUUUUUACGUUUGCCUUAAAAUUUGAAUAUUGCCAGCCUUGCCUCAAGAUUGCAGUAAAAAUGUAAUGUCAUCAAAUGCAUUUUAUAUUUCUAUUUAGGAGCGAAGAUGCAUUGUCACAGUAAAAAUUCAAAUGAAAUUUUGUCUUUACAUUUUCGAUGUUGCACAUAUUUAGAAUAUAGUUUUCUAUAAUGAUAUGGAUAACAUGGUUUUAUAUUAAAUCCCAACAUAUAAUUUAUUUAAAAUUAGCAGAAUAUGCCUACCAUAAGGUUAGGGGAUGGUAAUGUUGGAGUAACUAAGAGGCUGUUUACACUUGGCAUUAACAUGCGUUUUCGUCGAUCGGAUCACAAGUGGACGACGUUACUGCCAGGUGUAAACGGUGUUCAAAACGUUUUGAACGCGUCCACUUUCGACCACUUUCAACCACAUCCAGACG
Paramisgurnus dabryanus is the source of this 2021-nucleotide messenger RNA. RefSeq names its product ferritin, lower subunit. NCBI's taxonomy places the organism in Eukaryota, Metazoa, Chordata, Actinopteri, Cypriniformes, Cobitidae. Gene Ontology annotation, molecular function: ferric iron binding; ferrous iron binding. The record is from RefSeq and is a predicted model, not a curated record. Gene Ontology annotation, cellular component: cytoplasm. Gene Ontology annotation, biological process: intracellular iron ion homeostasis; iron ion transport.